UUCCCUCGGCCAGGGCUGAGCGAUUUAUCCUCGUUGCAUCUGCACCGUUGGUCAUAUUGACCUUGGAACGCGCGUUGUUGCGGUGCUUCUUUACUUACCCCUUGCUGAGCUCGUCUUCUUGCAUUUGGAAAUCACGCACGGUAAGUGGAAGACGAUCUUUUCUUUGGAUGUUUUCUAGAACACAGCUGCUGCCUUAUUCUCUGUUGAUCUUCCAUUCUUCUUUGUUUCGUCCUUGGGAGGUUUUUUUUUUUUUUUCUUUUUUUUUUUUUCUUUGCCCUGUGUUUUCAAUGCUGGUUUUCCUGUUGCGACCACGGUGCGCGCAUUGUUUCACACAUGCCUUUCUCUCCAUCCCCAUCCCGCCCAGCUCCAGCUCCACUCCAUCCGCAAUUCUCCUCACUGGUGGGUGUUGAAUCUUGAAUCGGACAUCGAUCGACGGGUCAGCCGAACAGCAUCGUCGUCACUGUUUAUUUUGCACUUUGA
Aspergillus japonicus CBS 114.51 is the source of this 480-nucleotide messenger RNA. RefSeq lists its product as uncharacterized. The record is from RefSeq and is a predicted model, not a curated record. The coding region runs from base 168 to 410 and encodes 80 amino acids. Lineage: Eukaryota; Fungi; Ascomycota; Eurotiomycetes; Eurotiales; Aspergillaceae. The transcript has a single exon.